CAUCGAUUCGGAGCUGCUGACGCUGAUUCGAGUCCGUCCGUCAUCGUCACUCGUCAUUCUUCGCGACCCAUUACGACGUCAGGGAUUAUAUUAUCGUACACACUUUGCCCGUUCUUUAUUUGUUAACGGAAUAAGCAAUCGGAUAUUUUGAUUCACACACAUAGAAAUCGUGAAAGAAUUUAGAAACGACGCAUCGAUGGCUUCGACUAAGGUCGACUGGGGCCAAUAUGCCGAUGAACAGGACAAAUUGGCGUCGAAGGUGACAAACUUGAAUUUAAAUAAAAUAAGCCCAGCUGCGACCACUCCUCCUGUGUCUGUGAAUGAUUCAAAGAGUGAUGAUGAUACAUCGGAGGAACAAAUUUCGCCAGCGGAGAAAUCUCUUCUGCAAAAGAUUAUAAGGAAAGGAUUAGUUGAAACCACGAAAGAUGUAGAGAUUCAAAGAAAGGAUCCAAGUUCUCCGUUAUACAGUGUCAAAACAUUUGAUGCUCUUCAUCUCAAACCUGCGUUAUUGAAAGGAGUGUAUGCUAUGGGAUUCAAUGCCCCAUCUAGAAUUCAAGAAACUGCUUUACCUACUUUACUCGCUGAUCCACCACAAAAUAUGAUUGCACAAUCUCAAUCUGGAACUGGUAAGACAGCUGCAUUUGUACUUGCCAUGUUAAGUCGAGUGGAUCCUACAAAAGAUUACCCACAAGUACUUUGUUUAUCGCCAACUUAUGAAUUAGCGAUCCAAACGGGCGAAGUAGCGGCAAGAAUGUCACGCUUUUGCCCAGAGAUAAAAAUAAAGUAUGCUGUGAGAGGAGAAGAAAUAAGCCGUGGAUUAAAGAUUACUGAGCACAUAAUUAUAGGAACUCCAGGAAAAGUGCUAGAUUGGGGACAAAAAUUUAAAUUUUUUGAUUUAAGCAAAAUAUCUGUGUUUGUAUUGGAUGAAGCGGAUGUAAUGAUUGCUACACAAGGUCAUCAAGACCAAUGCAUUCGUAUCCAUAAAUUACUCCCACGUACAUGUCAAAUGAUGUUUUUCUCUGCGACAUAUGAACCAGAAGUGAUGAACUUUGCAGAGAUUAUAGUCAGUAAUCCAUUAAUAAUACGACUAUUAAGAGAAGAGGAAAGUCUAGACAAUAUAAAACAAUACUACAUUAAGUGCAAAAACAUAGAUGAAAAGUAUACAGCCAUUACCAAUAUCUAUGGUGUAAUAACAAUUGGACAAGCAAUUAUUUUUUGUCAUACUAAAAAGACAGCCAGUUGGUUGGCGGAGAAGAUGACAAAAGAUGGACAUGCAGUAGCGAUACUGUCUGGUGACUUGACAGUUGAACAAAGAAUUUCCGUGCUAGAUAGAUUUAGAGCAGGACUUGAAAAAGUUCUCAUCACUACAAACGUCCUAGCCAGAGGUAUCGACGUAGAACAGGUGACAAUAGUGGUUAACUUUGACCUGCCGAUGGAUCAAAAACGACAAGCCGAUUGCGAAACGUAUUUGCACAGGAUUGGCAGAACAGGUCGAUUCGGUAAAUCGGGGAUUGCCAUUAAUUUAAUUGAUUCACCGCACGCGAUGCAAUUGUGCAAAGACAUAGAGAAACACUUUGGCAAGAAAAUUCAUUACCUAGACGCAGAAGAUGCCGACGAGAUCGAGAAGAUUGGCGCUUAGAUAUAAAUAUAUAGCGAACAUAAGUAUGCUUUUUAUUAUGGAUAUAUCUACAUCUAAGCUUAAUAUAUAUAUAUAUAUAUAUAUAUUUUUUAAAAUGGA
Messenger RNA from Nylanderia fulva, 1738 nucleotides. It is a transcript of the gene Dbp80, whose product is annotated as putative ATP-dependent RNA helicase Dbp80. The record is from RefSeq and is a predicted model, not a curated record. Gene Ontology annotation, molecular function: RNA helicase activity; ATP binding; nucleic acid binding. Lineage: Eukaryota; Metazoa; Arthropoda; Insecta; Hymenoptera; Formicidae.